Messenger RNA from Medioppia subpectinata, 1314 nucleotides. The record is from the annotation of a GenBank genome assembly. Lineage: Eukaryota; Metazoa; Arthropoda; Arachnida; Sarcoptiformes; Oppiidae.
AUGGUGGAGUGCCCUCACAUUAUCAGUUUAACCAUAAUGUUCGCACCGGUGGAGGGCGUGGGACACGUGAACGCGUGCAUAGGUUUGGCUGAAGUGCUGUUAAGUCGGGGCCACAAAAUCGUGUUUGUAGUGAACGAGUCCUAUGCGGGAAAGUUAGCGCCGUUUGGUUUCGUUGAAGAGAUUGUCACUUCAGGUGAGGCGACAAAUGAAAAGCCCGGCGAAAACAUUGCUAAACAACGGCUCGAGUCGGGACUGUUGUCCGCCGAGACAUCGUAUAAAUCGAUGCAAAUUAAUAUGAGUUUACCCUUCUUUGAGGGCAAGACCGACACAAUGCGGGCCAAUGAACCGCAGCUCAAGGCUAUUGUCGCCAAACAUAGACCCGAUGUGUAUAUCAUCGACCACUUCAUCGGCUCUCCAACACUAAUCCACUCAACCAAACCCUGGGUUUUCCUGUUUAGCGGAAAUCCAUUAUUCAUUAUUAAUGAUGAGAGGACUCCUCCCGGCUGUUCGGGCUAUCCUACAAAUGUAUGCGACCGAAAUGAAUGGCAAGAAUUCUGGAAAUUAUCUAAAAAUAUGUUCAAAAAACUAAGCGUUAAAUACAAUGAAUGGAUGAAAGAGGAAGGCUUUCCCGUAACCACUAACGACAGAGCGAUUCCCGACUCGCCUUAUCUUAAUAUCUAUGGAUAUCCCGAAGAAUUGGAUUAUUUAGAUCUCAGACCACUUCCCGAGAAGUGGUUAAGAGUCGACACAUUUAUGAGAAGAGGAGAGAAACAAGAGUUUGAAAUUCCCGAUAAAUUCCGUGACAGAGAUGUAGAGAAAAGUAAAUUAAUUUACUUAUCAUUGGGUUCUAUGGGUUCAGUAAAUGUAGAUCUAAUGAAGCGAUUGGUGUCUAUUCUCAGCAAAAGUCAGCACAAGAUUAUUGUCUCGAAAGGACUUCUCGGAGACACAUAUGAAUUGGCGGACAAUAUGUGGGGCGAGAACUCAGUCCCGCAGACAAAAGUGUUGCCAUUAGUAGAUGUGGUCAUAACACACGGCGGGAACAACACUAUUACCGAAACAUUCAGUUGCGGUAAACCAAUGAUAAUAAUGCCAUUAUUUAGCGAUCAAUACGAUAACGCGCAGAGAGUUAUGGAAAAGGGAUUUGGGAUUAGACUUAAUCCGCACACCGUUUCAGAGCAGGAAUUGCUUAACUCUAUUGAAAAGCUAUUGAAUGAUAAGGAAUUGAAGCAUAAAUUAUCCGUCGCUUCAAAACGUAUGCUUAACUCCCAUAGCCUUCAAAUAGUAGCGCAAGAGAUUGAAAAUCUUAUUCAAUAA